Homalodisca vitripennis (glassy-winged sharpshooter) is the source of this 11217-nucleotide messenger RNA. RefSeq names its product jmjC domain-containing histone demethylation protein 1 (gene Kdm2). The record is from RefSeq and is a predicted model, not a curated record. The transcript has 14 exons. Lineage: Eukaryota; Metazoa; Arthropoda; Insecta; Hemiptera; Cicadellidae. Gene Ontology annotation, molecular function: zinc ion binding; DNA binding; histone demethylase activity. The coding region runs from base 485 to 3661 and encodes 1058 amino acids. Gene Ontology annotation, biological process: regulation of transcription by RNA polymerase II; protein demethylation.
CCUACAUUGCAGUAGCGGACGCCCAGUUUGCUAGUUAGGUCUGUGUCAGCCUGUUUGCCACUAUGUCUGACUGCUUUUAAUGAUGUUUACACCGUUGGACGAUCUUUUUUAAUUUAGUUUAGUGUGACAUAAACUUAGGUGAUUUAAUUAAUGUGAAACGCUGAUACGUGUACAAUAAAUGGUAUUUUACAACGAUUCAUUGAAAUGAACUUAACCUAAAAUCGUGCCGUGAUCUUGCUGCAAUCCUAGUUGUCGCUCUAAGUAUAAAACGCGGAGUAGGUUUAGUAGUGUAUCAGCCUUCAAAUAUCCGAAGGAUGCUGCACAAUUAAAAAUGGGACGAUGUUUACUACCAGAAGCACCCUGUUGCUUACGUGAAACAUUUUGAGGAACUUUUUGUGGAACGAUUUUGUAAGUUAAAUGGGUUGCAAUAACAUUACUUCCUGAUGCUAUCCCAAAAUGUAUUUGUCUAGACCAACCUAGUUACAUGACUGGAGUAUUACCGCCUAAAAAAAGAUAUCCAAUUGGUAGAGAGCAAGAACAAUUAGUACAUGAGCAGGAAGUGUCUCAACAAGCUAAGAGAGACCGAAAAGAGCGGAAGUUGUACUCUGAUGACUGGACGCUCGGAGAUGAAGACAUUGAAGGUCGCAGGGCAUUCAGCUUACAAGAGAAACUUGAAUCGAAAAAGUUUCCCCAGUGUUUCGCCAAAGAAAUGCAAGGAAGUGACUUGACAUUAGCAUACCUUCAGCGCCAUGGGUUUAACACUCCUCUGCUGUUCAAGGAGAAAACAGGUCUUGGUUUACAAGUACCUAGUCAGAAUUUCACGGUCAACGAUGUACGAGUAUGUGUUGGAUCAAGAAGGCAGUUAGAUGUCAUGGAUGUUAACACACAAAAGAAUUUUGAGAUGUCAAUGAAGGAGUGGCAACGAUAUUAUGAAGAGGAAAAUAAGGAUCGGUUGCUGAAUGUGAUCUCAUUAGAGUUUAGUCAUACUAAGCUAGAAAACUUUGUGCAGACACCAAGCAUUGUUCGCCAGAUUGACUGGGUGGAUUGUGUUUGGCCCAAACAUCUCAAGGACAUGCAAGUGGAAUCAACCAAUGCCAUUGAUGACAUGAUGUACCCUAAAGUUCAGAAGUACUGCCUUAUGUCUGUCAAGGGCUGCUAUACUGAUUUUCAUAUUGACUUCGGUGGGACCUCAGUGUGGUAUCAUAUUCUAAAAGGCAGUAAGGUUUUCUGGCUGAUUCCACCCAAUGAGCAUAAUAUCACUCUCUAUGAGCAGUGGGUGUUGUCUGGUAAGCAAGGGGAUGUAUUUUUCGGUGACACAGUGGAGAGAUGUGGUCGGGUGACCCUCACAGAGGGAAAUACAUUUUUUAUCCCAACCGGUUGGAUACAUGCAGUUUACACACCUAAAGACUCUUUAGUUUUUGGUGGGAACUUUCUCCACUCAUACUGCAUCGACAAGCAGCUGCGCAUUGCACAAGUCGAAGACACCACUCACGUGCCACAAAAAUUUCGCUACCCAUUCUUCACAGAGAUGUUAUGGUAUGUCCUGGAGAGAUAUGUCUACUUUUUAUUGGGGAAUACUCACUUGUACGAUGCUCAGCCUAACCCUGCCUACCCUAAUCCGGAGCACAUACACCUCACUCCACAGGAGUUGCAAGGCAUUAAAGCUAUUGUCGGAUACCUACACUCACUGCCACAAAACAAGAAAAAUGUACCAGACCUUAUAAAAGACCCAAUAGCUCUGAUAAAAGAUGUGCGGACAUUGGUUGAACAACAUCGACAUGAUAAUCAUCAGCUGGCAUCUACAGGCCGCCCAAUCCUGCUGUCUAUGGCUGACAAACGCAAGAACUAUGAGCGCCAGAUGAAUAUUGUGAAGAAUUUGUCAAACCACAGUCCAGUAGGAAAGAUGCGACCUGGGUUUAUGCGUGGAGCCAUGACAGGCAACAAGAUACAUGCGGGCCACAUCAGCACGGGGCCUCGCCGCCGACGUACACGAUGUAAGAAAUGUGAGGCCUGCCAACAAAGUGACUGUGGUGAGUGUGCGUUCUGCCAAGAUAUGGUCAAGUUUGGUGGGCCUGGGCGUGCCAAGCAGACCUGUAUCAUGCGUCAAUGUCUUCAGCCAAUGUUGCCAGUGACCGCAGCAUGUGCGUCUUGUGGACUGGAUGGAUGGGGCCAGCAGCUUGUCAUUCCAAUUCAGAAGACCAACAAAGAAGUGCCUAGUAGUCUGAUGGAAUGCAGUGUCUGCUAUGAGAUUAUUCAUCCUGAAUGUGUAGCAAAAUUGUGCCCUGAUGCUGAUGGAAUGGUCAAUGAAGAUUUGCCUAAUAGCUGGGAAUGUCCUAAGUGCUGCAGAGAUGGCAAGAAUUUAGAGUACAAGCCAAGGCAUUUCAGAGCUCGACAGAAGUCAUCAGACAUUCGACGAAUGUCGUGCAGCUCAGACAACAGCUCUGGUCGUCGAGAUCGAAUUGACGUUGAUUCAGAUGGCUCCAGAUCCAGCAAUGACAGCUACUACGAUGCCUCCAUUGAAAAUGAUUUGCCACCUAUGAAGCGUAGCAAAAGUGAAACCGAUGACAACUCGGUCAUGGGGCGCUGGUCUGGUGAUAAUAUGGGAGAUCAUCAUCACCACCACCAUCACCACCACAUGAAUGGAGCAUCUUCUGUAAAACAUGGCCAGAGUUUGGAUGAUCUAUCAAGCAACCAUGAGCCACGUAAAUCGGACCUUAGGACUCAGCUCGCCUACCAACUAAUUGGCAACUCCAAUAAACUGCUUCGAAGACCUGUUUAUCCUGUUAGACCAGCAGGGAUCAAACCUAACGGUCCUUCCCUAAUGGUGAAGCCUCAGAACACAGGUCCUGUAGUGGAGAGAACAUGUCUACUCAACAUAUUCGCUUAUCUCUCUCCACUAGAUCUUGCACGCUGUGCGUUAGUUUGCCGUGCAUGGUCAAAUGUGAGCGGUGAUCCGAGCCUCUGGAAAAAAAUGGAUGUGUCAGGGAAAAGACUGUCUGGGGCGUGUCUAAUGAAUAUCGUAAGAAAACAACCAGAAACACUGAUUCUGGAUUGGACCCCGAUCGCUAAGAGACAGUUGACAUGGCUGGUGGUGCGGCUACCUCAGAUGAAGGAGUUGUCGCUGCAGGGUUGCUCUUGGUUAGGUGCUUCGGCUCUACGCACCUGCACUUGUCCUCCCCUCACUUCACUGGAUCUGAGCUUUGUGACAGGCCUAAAUGACGCCUCACUUCGAGACUUAUUGAGCCCCCCACCCGAUUCCCGCCCUGGACUAGUAGACACUAAAUCACGGUUAAGACAUUUACACACCCUCAAGCUAGCCGGAUGCGAUCUGUCUGAUGUGUCAUUGCGUUACGUAGUGCAAAACUUACCUAAUUUGUCUACAUUAGAUAUGUCAUCAUGUCCACGCUUGACGGAUGCAGGAGUUGCUCAGUUAGCCACACACCCUGCCUCGACCAUCUUCACCUUGACCUGCUUGGAUCUGGCAGGGUGCCGACUGCUCACAGAGACAUCCUUAGAAUAUCUUAGUCGCUGCCAUUCCCUACAAAGGGUUGACCUUCGUCACAUUGUCCAGAUCUCAGCAGAAGCUAUUGAGAAAUUUGCUUCUUCAAAAAGUGGGCUCACAGUUACUGAUGAAAAACUAAUAGAAAAAGAUAGUAAAUAAGUGAACAAAAUUAAAUAACUCGAUACAUUUUUGUAAGGUGUUUUUGGAAACGUUAAACCUACCAAAUGAUCUGAAAAAUGUAGAGGCUUUAAUUUUUUCUAUUACUGUUUUUUAUCUUUCUUCUUUAUUUUUUACAGUAAUUAAACUGUAAGUACCUCAACUGAUGUAUCUGAGACAAGAAGCACCAUCUGUUGUAAUGUCGUGUGUUUGUACUGGUGUAAACUUCGUGCACUAUGUUCCAAGCUAAAAUGCAUAUCUAUUAUAUUAUAACAUUUAGUACAAGUAUAAAUAGGUGAUGUUUGUAUACUUAUUCUAUACGACUGAUGACGGUAUACGUUUUCUACCGCUACAUUAACUAUGAACGACGUAUAAUUUAUAUUGCUCCCUUAUUUGAUAGUUCGCUGGUUUUAUUCGAACUGUUGAAAACAUAUAGGCUGUUACAAUUGCAUUCUAAUUUAUCAGUCACAUAUUGUAUUUAACCAUUUAUUUAAAUAAAUGCAUGAAAAACACAGAUAAAACAAAAUGUGUUUCGAUCCUGCUUUAAGAAAAAUGGGAUCUAAGGAAAACACACCCAGAAUACUUGAAGUUCUAUUUGUGAUAUUGUAACCAUGUUUUUGAAACUUGUAUGAGUUUCGUUGUUAUAUAGUUUAUAUGUUAUAGUUCUUUAUUUAUGUUUAUUUCCUUUUUAGUUUUAAUUAUUAAAUCAGUAGCAUAAUCAACUCAAAUGAACCGCUAUAGAGUAAUUUUUAAAUUUAUUAACAUAAAUAUGUAGUUUCAUUUUAUUUGAAUUUUACCAAAAUUGAAGCCAACAUUUAAUUAUAUUUACACAAUGAUAUUGUAUUCAACUUCUAGUCAGACUUGAGGCUUUUUCACAAAAGAUGUGGCAAUCAGUCAUAUUGUACUCUGUUUUAUGUCCAGUAAGAUACUUGAGGCUUUUUCACAAAAGAUGUGGCAAUCAGUCAUAUUGUACUCUGUUUUAUGUCCAGUAAGAUUGUACAUUUUAGAAACAGUUUUAUAAGCCAUGUAAAUCAAUCAAUAAAAACUGUAGUGACUGCAGUGGUUAAUUCUAGCAAUAAAUGAUCUAACCUGCUCUUCCUCAAGAUAAGAGUAAAUCAACAACACUGAUCUCUGGCAUACAUGACAUUUCGUUGUUUUUUAUAAUAAAAAUAAAUUAAAAAUAUUUAUUUGUGUUUAUAAUAGGUUAGGGUUUGAAAUACAUACAGAAAAUUACAUCAUAAAAAUUACCACAAAAAAAUGUAAAACAACAAUUGUCUUUUUGUUAGUAAACUUAUGUUAGAGAGAGAGAGUUGUAGAAGAUGACUAAAAAUAUUAUAUAUGCAUCUUGUUAAUUCAUCAAUAAAUGAACUAAGCAAACUUAGGUAAAUUCAAUUGUGGCUUCAAGUUCCCUACUGAGCUCCUGUAAUGCAUGUGUUACUUAUAAGAAGUAGUAUUUGUCCUCUUCUUAAGGUGUAAAAUCUUAAAUUAUAAGAUAUAAUAUUACAAAUCAUGCUAAAAGGUUGUACGUUAAAAACAUACACAAAUACUUGAAUUCAGCACUGUCAGGUGAAGCAUAAACAAAAACACAACACUGAUGUACCGUUGAAACACGACUCCAACAUUACAGCAGGCAAGUUGUGUCUGAACAGGAAGGCUACGGUUUAACCCUCAUCAUCACACCAGCCUAAUUUAGUGGCUUGCCUGCUUCCAUCAAAGCCAACAUAGGACAAUAUAGUACAAGUGUGCAGGAAGGAGGAAUGUGUUACCAUUUAGUUAUCUCUUUUUCUGGAUUUUAUUGUGUGCCUUGAUUUUAUUGGUGGGGUUUCUUUAAUUUUUGAAUUUGUUUAGGUUUCCUGGUUAGUUCUUUUUUAAUUAUUAAUAGCCAGUGACAUCAGCAGAAGAUAAAUUUAGUGAUUGACCUGCUAAUUUUGGGUAUGACGCUUCAAGUAAUUAUCAUUAAAAAAUUCUCUUUAUGAUGCAUUACUUUAGCUUCAUGCUACUUUAUGUUAUGAUGUUUAGCAACUAUAUGUAUGGAAGAUAUAUAUAUCUCCUAUCACAAGAACACAUAUUACUUUAUGCAGUUUCUUGAGUCUUAAUUUUCAUCAUGUGUUUUAUUUUUUGCGAGACUUUGCCAAAGAGUGCUUCAAAUGCUGCUCUAUAAAUUUAUGUUUUCUGCCUACUCUCCUUACCUUCUCAAAUUAUUCCAGCACAUAUCCAUUUAAAGUUUUCUUAAUUUUAAUUUUUUGACUCAGAUGUUGUAUAAUAUUUCUUUUUUUGCUUAUUUAUGACAGACUGAGGGCAUAUAUUCUGUAUAGGCUCCAAUUCUACUUUUUUAAAAUUAAUCUUUCCUUUUAGGCCAUAAUUGAACAAGUUCAUUGCUCUAUCAAAUAAAGAGUAUACAUCUGCUUCUUUGAUAGAUAUUUUAUGGAAUGAUUGGAAAUUUACAACUGACUCCUGUACUUUCAACACGCUCCUUCUCAAGGACGUUCCUGUCCAUUACUAAAUAUACACAACCAAAAAGGAGAGUAUAUUAAGGACUUCUAACUCUGUGUUAAGCAAAUAGAUUGAGAAGUGGUGAUAUUUAUUUAAAUCAGAAGUUUAUUUAUUUUGUGUCUUCAUGAGGACAAUUCAUAACAGAUAUUCAAGACAACAAAAGUUCAUCCUCAUAUUUCCACCAAAUCUUUGGUUUGAAUUGAGUGAGAAACCAGGGCUUUUUACUUGAAUUCUUCCAUGACAGUAUUGACAAAAGUGUGUGAUAGAGGAGAUCCCACAGCCAUUCCCUCAUCUUGAUGAUACAUUUGACUCACUAGUUUAAAAUAGUUCCAUUUAAUGCAUAAUUCUAAAAGUUCCCUUAUUAUAGAGACCGGAAGUUUAGUUCUCUCGUUUAAUAUUCUAACUUCUUUUAAUCCAGAUUUAUUCAUUUUAAGUGUUUCGGGAACCGGUAAAUUAAUGAACAGACUUUCAACGUAAAAUCUACAAAGUUUCAACCUAUUUCUAAGAGUUUUAUUCCCCAACAAAGUCCUGCAAGUGUUGUUAAUAUGCUCAAUGAAACUUGAUUAGGAGAUUUGAAGAGUUGUAACAAAAACUUCAUUGUUUUGAAAGAAUUUGGUUACUUUGCACUCUAAGAUAUCUGUUGCAUCUUGUUCAGCACAACAUACUUGCUAAUGUUGAAAGCAUCCAUGAUUCUUUGUAAGUUAUUGUUUUAAUACAAGGGCUAUCCAGAAAGUAACAGACGUUUUUGAAUGAAUAACAGCGCGUUCUGUAUCUGUUUGACUUUUUUCACUGUAAUUAAUUAAAAUGUGUGCUGCAAUUGAAAAUCCCGCCACUUGUGAAGUGCAUUCAGUGAUAAGGUUUUUGUUGACAAAAAAACUAUAAUCAAUUGUAAUCUAUCGCCAACUGUGUGAAGUUUAUGGACAUGGAAUAAUGAGUGUAAGCAGAAUAAGGCAGUGGUGUAUUGACUUAAAAAAUGGCCACUCCAAUGUUCAUGAUGAUAGUCGUAGUGGAGGCCUUGCGUAGUGACUGAAGAUUUGAUGUUGAAAUUCAAUGACAAAGUUCGUGAGAAUCGCUGUUUUACAAUGACUGAACUCUUGGAACAUUUCCCACAAAUUUCAUGAAGUUUACUUUCCUUGAUGAAUACGACAAACAUGGUAACGAAGUUAUCGAUCAUAUCAUUACUGGUGAUGAAACAUGGGUGAAGCAUGUCAGUUGUGAUACAAAAAUGCAGUGUAUGGAAUUGCAUACACAUUCUCAAAAAAAAACCAAGAAAAUGUCUCCAAACUAUGCGAGAAGGAUUAUGGCAACUGAUUAUUGGGAUACUAAGGUUGUGAUUCUGGUUGAUUUCCUUGACUGACCAUCAACAAUCAAUGCACAGAGGUAAUAUGAAACAUUGCAGAAGCUACAGCAAGCAAUACAAAAUAAGCAUAGGGGAAAAUUUACCUCAAAAAGUUUGUUUUUCCAUGACAGUGCAUGUCCCCAUACACACAAGUCUUGGAUGAUUUUGAUUGGGAAGUGUUUAUCAUCUGCCGUAUAGGCCAGAUCUGGCACCAAGCGACUACCACCUUUUUCCAGGGAUGAAGACAUGGCUCGAAACGCAGUGCUUUGAUAGUGAUGCUGAACUUCACGCUGGUGUUAAUCAGUAGUUAAGAUGUCGGUCAGCAGAUUUUUACAAAGCUGGAAAUGAAACACUUGUGUCACGUUAUGAUUAAUGUCUCAAUUUGAAUGGAGAUCACGUUGAAAAUAGCCUAAGAGUGUAGCUUUUAAAUGUAUGUAAUAAAAUGUUCCUAUUUCAGUUUGUUAAUUUUUUAUUUCAAAACGUCUGUUACUUUCUGGAUAGGCCUUGUAUAACAUCUUUUUGUUCAAUGAUAAGAUUUUUACUGUAUCACCAUCUUCAAGGAAAUAACACUUUUGAUUUACUUUUUAGUAAGAUUGGAUAUUAAGAAAAGAAAUUCGCUCAUCAAGAGAUCCUCACACUGAAACCGGUCACUCUGUUGUCACUGAGUUUUUGCUACUGGACAGGCAAAAUCAUUUUUUAAAGAUUUUUAAAAUGUUUUUUUAAAUUGUUGUAUGUGUUACAUUGAUGUAGUAACAUAUAAUGAUGACAAUGUUCAUACUCAUGUUAUCCUUUCAUAAGAUUUAUUAAGACACCAUGUUUAGAAAGCUCUGGGCCGGUAUGGUAUAUAAAAAAGUAGUUUUUUCUAAAUAACUAAAAGCAAUACCACUCUAUGAACAUUACAUUUAUAUUGCACCUAAAGAUUUCAUCACUUACAAAAUAUUACUGUGGAACACUCAAUAAUUAAAGUAAAAUUGCUACCGAAAAAGGUAGUUAGAACCAGAAACUAUUUUUUAAAAAACCAAACUAAAAUGAAAUUGGCACACCAAUAAUUAUGCCUACAAAAUAACAUUGUUUUAGCUUAUAAUGGUUUACAUCCUAACACAAUGUUUUUAUAUAUUGCUUAUACUUUUCUGGAGUUUUACCACAGCAAAGAGUUUGCCAGAUAUGGUGCAAAGUAAACACAAUAAGAAAGUUAAGGUUUGUAUUAGCUUUUGAGUGAAAUACCUCUACAAUCAUACAGUGAUUAUUUCGAAAUAUAUAUUUAGAUUAUCUUCAUCUUUUGCCUUAUAACCAAAACUCUUGUAAUAACUGUUGAAGUUCAGCUCUUUACCUUAGCUUGCUGAUAAAACAUGAAUACAUUUUAGAUUAAGAGGAAAUAAAUAAAUGUAAGCAAUUGGUUAAAAAACUAUAUAUAUGUAUAAUAUAACAGCAGGUUUGGAGUAUACACAAGUAUAGAAUGUUUUAUUUGGUUAAUGUGGUAAAUAAGCAUAAAUAUUUUAAUACAUGAUGUAAAAUUAUAUAAUUUUAAAACAGCUCUGGUUGUCCACUGUUCAAGUUACUUUAAAUGUAUAGUGUGUACAUAAUUUUAUCAUUUCUCUUUAGUAUUGAAGAGUAAGCUGUUGGUAUCUAUCUGUAUAUAUGUAUGAAACAGACAAAAGUGAAUAAAAUUUCAGCUUUUUAUGUCAUCAAAAUGAUCUUGGGACCAUUAUAAUCAUCAGAACCAAUUUAUCAUGUUUAUCAUGCUUUAUCUUUAAUAUUAUUGAUCAAACUUAAAAACCUUUUUUGUUAGGUACUUCCCAAGAAGGUUAAGAGUUUUUCUGAACGUAAUAAUUACAUACCGCUAGAGUAGUAAUACUGAAGUAAGUUACAAGCUAUGGAUGCUCUGUGAGCUCAGGAGGCAACCAAAGAGGUUCUAGGAGUUCUUGUUAGUUUUGCAAUGGUAUUGUCAAGUAACCUGUGCCUCAAUCAGCAGCAAAGCCAAAGAAACUAUCAUCUUAAAUAAUUGGGUAAAGAAAGCAAUAAUAGAUAGAUUGUGGUGAACUGAGUGAUAAUAACAAUACCAUAACAUGUCUACAUAUUUAUCAUAUUUUUUUAAUCAGUUCUUAAUUUGAUAUUUUCUUAUAUUCUCUGUGUUUUAUACAGACAGGUGUCUCAAAAUGAAUACCAGGAUUUUAAGGAUUUAUAUACAACAUUAUAUAUGAUGGAGCAAAUCAAACAGUUUUUUCUUCUAUAAUAGUUUAAAGUGAGCACCUUUUGUUUGUGAGCACACAUCUAGUUAAUAAACAAGUUAUUCCAAUAAGCUUAUCACUUUCUGGUGUAAUUUUUGCAUUAGUUGCUUCAAUCCUGUUUCUUGAAUUGAAUAGGUCAGCUGGCAGCUGAUUCUUUUUCUUUAUGAAACCCCAAGAUAAAAGACACAUGAUAUCAGAGCAGGUGAAUGUGAAAACAAUGCAAAAUAAGACUGUCAUCUGGCCCCCAGUGAAUACUCCAUCAGUUGGGUGUAAUGUCGUAUAAUCUAUUCCGUUAUGCCAGUGAGACGGUGCACCAUCUUGCCAAAUCCAGUUUUCUAGUUCUUCUUUAUCCAAUUGAGGAUAGGGUUGUAUCACAUUAAGAUGAAAAACACCAGUUACAGUUAAAUCACCGAAAAAGAACAACCUUUGAGGAAUCUCGUUGCAACUUCACCACUUAGUGGAGAUUUUCCGACCCCUACUUAAAGGAUACCCAGACUUUGCAUACAGUAAAACAACAAAAUCUUUCUGUUCAUUAGUUGCUAUCUUUACUGCUAUCUUUUAUCAGAAAAUAGUGGAAACAAUACAUACUUGUCAAAAUGAUAAAAAAAUAUUACAAAACCUUAAAAUCCCUAUAUUCAUUUUGAAAUUCACAUAUAUACAAAAAUUGUUAGUAGUUUUGUACACACUUUAAUCCAAGCUCCAGCUUGGGAUAGGUGCUAAGUUAGUUGAAAAAGAGCUGAUUAUCUCUGGUAUAGUUGCUCAUUACCUGUGGCUCACUCCAGCUCCAGCAUUUAUAACUGACUAUGAAAUCUCAGAAGAUAUACAUAUUGGUAUUUUGAUUAAUAAGAGUCAAAUAAUUAGGUAAUGUUUAACAAACAAGACUUGUGGUUUCACACUUGUGAUAACAAAGAAAGAGAUAAAAAUGUUUCUGUUACCUUUUAAGACCAUUCAUUACUUACCUUUUCAGACAACCUUGAUAAUUGUUCAAUAACUAAUAUAAUAACUGCUUAAUUCCACUGUAAUUCAAUCCAGGAUCUAAAUGUAUUAUCAGGUUUUUCAUGUACUUGUAAUUUAUCUAUUAUUAAAAAAAUGAAAUAUAUCAAAAUAUGAGGUAGAGAAAAAUAGUUUCUUAAACCAACCUUUAACACUUUUGGAAUUUUAUGCUGCAAUGUUUUCAUUUCAUUUAUUCCUAAUGUUUAUUUAUAACACCUGAAAGGUGAGAGAGAUGUUUGAAACAAAGUGCAAAAUAUGAUGCUACUUACAUGCUGCUCUAAAAUUUACAUUUCAAAAUCUGGAAACUAAACACAAACAUCUGUUCUGUCUUUAAUGGCAGAAACAAAACAAAAAUACUAAAUGACUGUGUUUUCUCCAUCAAUGCAGUUGGAAGAGAAGGCCACAAUAUCGGGCAUUUUAUUCUCUACCUCGUAUUAAGCAGAUUAUCAAUAUGUGAGCUUCUAUUGUAAGUUUGGUACUUUCUAAUAAAUCAGUUAUAGUUACAA